AUGUCAAAAUUUAACCCUCUUUGCACAAUUCUCGUAACGGUUAUCGAGGGUCGCUAUUUUCCACAGAGCCCGACCGACAAAAUAUUUGUCGAAUGCCGUUUCACCGACGAAAUUCUCUCAACAAUUAGCCCAGACUCCAGCUCAAUGCUACGCACAGACGCGGUUGAGCAACUAAAUUUUCCGAUAUGGGAUACGGAACUCGCAUGGGAAGUUGAUCAAAAAACGUUACAUAAUCUUCGUUCACAAUGGGCUCAUCUGAAGCUACAAUGUUUUUCGGUAGGCAAUAGUAGCAGAAAUGAAUUAUUUGGAUAUGCAAUGCUGGAUAUUAGAACAGCCGCCGAUAGACCUGGAAAAGAUUUUUGGGUUUCAUUAAUUAACAACAGCAACAAUAAUAAUACACGUACUCGAGGUAAUCGCCCGGAAAUAAAGAUAUCGUUUUGUAUUUUGGCGAAUUUAUCUCCUCCAGUAACGCCAGGAGGAUACAUUCCUAGCCCACUCGGAAAAUUUGUUGAAUAUAAUCACACUCGGCAGGAGGGAUCCGAAGAAUCGAAACAGUCGGGAAAGUUGAAAGAGGAUGGAUAUUAUCGUAUUGGGAAUGAUGGAUUUGAUAGACUAUUAUUCUCAGUUACUAUUAAUUUUGGUGCAAAUUUGCAAAUGCUGCUUCAGGAAUCUUCAGUCCACCACAAUGCUCAAGAUCUUGAUGAAUUUGAUAUGAAAAUAAUGAGUCAUGGCUAUUAUUUUCAAUACUUUCUUCUGGAUAGAGUUGUGACCUCUUCCAGGUUUUAUGAUCUGGCACAUCCUAAUAUUAAACCGGAAUCUAUGAGCUUCAAAAUUGAAUCGUCGCUGAAAGAGUUUAAAGAAUUUUUGGAACAGGAAUCCAAAGUAGUGAUUAACCUGUAUCAUGAUACACAAAUAAUUGGUUAUGCUGAAAUACCAUUGACAGGUCUUUUUGAUGCUCAAACAACUGAGCCUCGAUCUCUGGAUAUAGUCUAUCCUAUGUACAAUUCAAAGGGUGAUUUGCCUCUAUCUGCGGAUCUGCAAACAGCCAGGAUAGGUGUUUUUCUGAUGAUUCAGCGUGAAGAGGACGCCAUGUACUAUUUUGAUAAUACUCCAGAUUCAGAGUCUUUGGUAGAACAGAAUAGUGAGCAUGAUUAUCGGAUUUUGAUUGAAUUGGUAUCCAUUAAAUUAAAAAAGCCAAUACCAAACAUUUAUAUUAGGUAUAGUUAUCCUGCCUUGGGCAUCACUAUGUACAAGUCUACACAGACUUUAAACUCUAUUGAAGUAGGCGUAGAUGCACCACUUUCUAACGGAAUGAACACGAUCGACGUAAAGAUGACACCGCAAAGACUUGCCCGUUAUCUUGAGGCGGUUCCCUUGCUUCUGGAAUUAUGGCAACGCGGCGAACAAAAAGAUUCAGAGUUGGGUGUCGCUUCAUUACAUUUGGAUGAAGUGUUCAUGUCAAAUCGCACCCGAGAUGAUAAUAUAAAAGCAGACAUAAUGCAUUUCAAAACGUUAACACCCAUAAGGUCCGCCGGAUCGAUUAUACCACCUGAGAUGGGAAGUAUUAUCGCAUCGAUUAGAGUAGAGGAUUUUGGCGAAAAUUCUAGUAUGAAAGGCAAUGAUGAUGAUGAUAACAUUUCAGAAACAACAAAAAUUGCAGAUGAACAUUCUAUAAUAAAUGACACCACAAAACAAGGAAUGGACACCGAAAAUGUAGAUAUAUUGGAUACGAAAUCAUCGUCCACUAAUGAUGCCACUGUCAAGGAAGACAAAAGAUCUAAUAAUCUACCAAUUUCAUCGUCACGUUUUCGUACGGAAUUAUUUCAACGAGCUUCCGAACACGCAAAAUUCACACAAGAAAUACUCUACCCAAAAAAAGAAGGGAAACGUCACAACAAUCAUCAUUAUCACCAUAACUACGUUCGAAAUAAAAUCCAACAGAUGAAAUCAAUCGAUGCACAACUCCAGAAUUCUAUCCUCUAUUUUCAAACACGCGAUGAAAGUUUAUUACGAGCCGAAAAAGAUUUAGAACGACGAUGGUUAGAACUUGAUCGACAGUUUGAACAGCGUAUACGCGAUAUGAAAGCACAGUUCGAGGCUGAAUUAUUUCAGAAAUAUAAGUUUUUGCGUGAACAAACUCCAACUGCUGAGGAUACCAUAAAAAAUCUUAGAUCGGAGAAUGACCGUUUGCGCGCUCAGUUGGAGGUUAGUGAACGUGCUAAAAGCGAAUACAAGUCACAAUGGUUGAGGUCACUUCAGAUGCAACGGAUGGCUGAAGAAGGACUCGAAUCAUUAAGCUAUGAAAAGCUGUCGCUGCAAUUACUGAAACAAGAACUUGAACUUCUGAGAGCUGAAUAA
Messenger RNA from Ambispora leptoticha, 2358 nucleotides. Lineage: Eukaryota; Fungi; Glomeromycota; Glomeromycetes; Archaeosporales; Ambisporaceae. The record is from the annotation of a GenBank genome assembly.